GUACCGGUUUGGGAACGAAGGAAGUUAGUCCCUUGUGGGGAUCCGUCCUACCAGGCAGUUUGUCUGCAGCAACAUGGCGGCGGUCUCAAUGUCAGUGGCGCUGAGGCAAGCGUUGUUGGGGAGAAGGGCAGUGGCUACAGCUGCCAUUUCCAUUUCCAGGGUUCCUACCAGGUUGUUGAGCACAUCCACAUGGAGGUUGGCAUGGGACCAAAUUCGAGACAGGCAACUUAUAACAGUUGAUGAAAAAUUGGAUAUCACUACAUUAACUGGUGUUCCGGAAGAGCAUAUCAAAACUAGAAAAGUCAGGAUCUUUGUUCCUGCUCGCAAUAACAUGCAAUCUGGUGUAAACAACACAAAGAAAUGGAAAAUGGAGUUUGAUACCAGGGAGCGAUGGGAAAAUCCUUUGAUGGGUUGGGCAUCAACUGGUGAUCCCUUGUCCAAUACGGUUCUAACCUUCAGUACCAAAGAAGAUGCGGUUGCCUUUGCAGAAAAAAAUGGAUGGGGAGGAGAGGAAGCUGUGUCAUGGAGAGAGGAGUUGGAAGACAGCUGUGGAAAAUGUGGAUGGAUGGAGCUAUGACAUUGAGGAGAGGAGAGUUCCAAAACCUAAGUCCAAGUCUUAUGGUGCAAACUUUUCUUGGAACAAAAGAACAAGAGUAUCCACAAAAUAGGUUGGCAUUGGCUAUGUCUCUGUGUUGACUGUGAAUAAAGUCAUCUUUGCAGUAUUUAUAGUCUAUGUAUGCAUGUCUGUCUAAUAAAUUUGACUUUUAAACCUCA
Heterocephalus glaber (naked mole-rat) is the source of this 774-nucleotide messenger RNA. It is a transcript of the gene Ndufs4, whose product is annotated as NADH:ubiquinone oxidoreductase subunit S4. Gene Ontology annotation, cellular component: respiratory chain complex I. Lineage: Eukaryota; Metazoa; Chordata; Mammalia; Rodentia; Bathyergidae. The record is from RefSeq and is a predicted model, not a curated record. Gene Ontology annotation, biological process: electron transport chain.